Messenger RNA from Naegleria fowleri, 954 nucleotides. RefSeq lists its product as uncharacterized. The coding region runs from base 1 to 954 and encodes 317 amino acids. The record is from RefSeq and is a predicted model, not a curated record. NCBI's taxonomy places the organism in Eukaryota, Heterolobosea, Eutetramitea, Acrasida, Naegleriidae. The transcript has 3 exons.
AUGUUGUUGGUCACACUUUAUUAUUUGAUAUUGAGACCAUUGACCAAUUAUUUAUUCCGAGUGAAUGACAAGGAGAUUUUUCAACGCGUCAAGAAGAAAUAUUUAGAAAAGGAACAUUUUAAAAACAAUUCACAAGAAUCAUUUUCCGAAAAUUCUUCAAACAGUGACACUCUUGACAUUGCCAAUAACUUUACAAACAACGUUAGAACUCAUUUAAAAAUGUCAUCCUCACCAGAAGAAGGACAAGAACAAAUGGAUCGAUUGAAAUUUGAUCGAAAAUUUGUGGACAUGAGUUAUCGAGUAUUUCGAAAAGAAGAUGAAAGAAAUGUGUGGAGAAAGAUUUUUGAAAUUUUUCAUUAUUUGGUUUCCUUGAUGGUCUUGUUGGUUUAUAUUCCAUAUGUUAAUUAUGAGGGAUAUUGGACUUAUAUGUGUUUUUGGAGUUAUGUGGUCAUGACAUUCUUCAUUGUGUGUACAACCAUCAAGAGAAUGCGAUGGUUGAGAAGAUUUUGUCUCUUUUAUGUUCUGUGUCCAGCUAUUGGUUUUAUGCUCAUUUCAAAUUUUUCUUAUUUGUAUUACAAUUUGGCAUCGUGGAGUUUUGGUUUUAUCUUUGUUCACUUUGUUCCUCCAUUCUUCAUUUGGAUUUUUGUGCUUUUAAACAUUAGAGAAUUCGUUGACGAAAAUUACAACUUUUGCACUUCGAAUUCUAUUCUCUAUAUUGUGUAUAAUUUAGGAAUGCAAUUAGUAUUCGCCACUAUUUGGAGAAUAAUUUUUGAUCCAGUUCAAGUGUAUAGUCGAAUGGUCGUGGAUGUAUUCAAAUACGCAUGCCUCAUUCCUGCCAUUGUACAUUUUGUCACUUUCUUUGUGAUUGCCUAUUUGAGAAAGAGAUGGAUUGAAAAGUACGCGGAUCGAGUCGUAUUGGCCUUACUCACCAGUGAAUCUAAAAAACGAAAUUAA